AUGAAAGUAGAUGACAAUAAUGAAAAAGACACCACCUCCCAUGAAAUGAUAGUGGAAAAGCAAAAUGAAAAUUCCGCAGAAUCAACAGCCGUAUCCGUGAAUCCCAUAUCAAACGUAACAACGAGCGAAAUUAAAAAAAAAAACCUAUUAGAAGAGGAAGCAUUUGAACCACCAGGAGAUGAAUUUGAAGAUAAUUCUAAAAUACCAAAAUUAUCAUAUUGGAAGAUAUUUUUAUUAUUUUUGAAUUUUGGAUUUCAUGCUUGGGGAGGACCAGUGGCUCAAAUAGCAUUAUUUAAGGAUAGAUUAGUAACAGAAGGAGGAUGGAUAACAGUGGGUAGAUUUAACCGAGUUUAUGGAGUAUAUCAAUUAAUUCCUGGUCCCGAAGCAACCGAAUUAGCGAUAUACUUUGGCAGUUUAGCAGGUGGUAGAAUCGGAGGAGUAUUGGGAGGGUUGGGAUUCAUUUUACCAGGAUUUGUGUUGUUGAUGAUAUUUUCUUAUGUGUACGUUUUGGUGGGGUUUAGCAAUCAAUAUUUUAAUGCAUCGUUUCGUUGUUUACAACCAAUCGUAGCAGCCAUGGGCAUCCCUUCGUUAAAUUCCCUGGGGCUUGGUGUAGCCCCCACUCCUAGCCCCGGUCAUAUCUUUGCUUUAGGAUUAAUAGCAGGCACUUUAUCAUUUGGUGGUGCUUACACUGUCAUUCCAAUUAUUCAAGCCGAAGCGGUAACGAUCGGACAUUGGAUGACCCAACAAACGUAUUUGGAUGCAUUAGCCAUUGGCAACAUCCUUCCUACACCACUCGUUAUGUUUUCAACCUUUAUCGGAUUUCAAGCGGGAAACACAUUUGGAGGCAUUGGAUACGCAUUUCUUGAAUCUAUAUUAGUAACGCUUGCAGUAUUUAUACCAUGCUUCUUAAUGGCCGUAAUGGGAAACACCAUAUUAGAAAAGAUGGUGCGAAAUAAAUUUUGCGCAGCAUUUUUUGAUGGUAUUACAGGUAGUGUCGUCGGUCUCAUUGCCGUAACGGCUUUAGAUUUAUUAAAAAGUUCUAUUACCACUUCCACCGUUUUGAUCAAUAUAUCGGAUGAUGAAAAGCCUAUAAUCUCCGCUCAACAUAAUAGUAUUGCCGCUGUGGUUUAUAUGAUCUCUUUGGCUGCCUUGUAUUCCUUUAAAACUCCUUAUUUGCCCUUGUUGUUAGUUAUAUUUGGCGCCAUUGCGGGUCAAUUCUUGUUCGUUUGA
This is a messenger RNA of Funneliformis mosseae, 1230 nucleotides long. Lineage: Eukaryota; Fungi; Glomeromycota; Glomeromycetes; Glomerales; Glomeraceae. The record is from the annotation of a GenBank genome assembly.